Messenger RNA from Beta vulgaris subsp. vulgaris (sugar beet), 2155 nucleotides. RefSeq names its product cytokinin dehydrogenase 1. The coding region runs from base 308 to 1936 and encodes 542 amino acids. The transcript is spliced from 5 exons. Gene Ontology annotation, biological process: cytokinin metabolic process. Gene Ontology annotation, molecular function: FAD binding; cytokinin dehydrogenase activity. NCBI's taxonomy places the organism in Eukaryota, Viridiplantae, Streptophyta, Magnoliopsida, Caryophyllales, Amaranthaceae. The record is from RefSeq and is a predicted model, not a curated record.
CACCAAGUAUAGAAUGAUGGCCUACAAAUAAUUAAUAAUACUAUAACAGCAAGUAAACGUCAAUCUCUUAAUGAAGUUUCCACCACUUAGUAACAAUACAUGACCGCAUUUGACUCAGGCCUCAAGACACUCCCCUUUAAAUUCUCUCCCACACUGCAUCUCUUCCACACCUUUACUCUUGCCUUUGCUUCACAAACAAAACCCAAACAUUUCCCCAGUUUUAACCUCCUCUUCUUCUUUCACUUCCACAAGAUUCAUUACUCGAUCAGCACAAUAACAAACACAAAAAAAAAACGCGUCGAGAAAAAUGUUCUCGUGUAAGUCCCUUAGACAAAGUGCAGAGAUGCUGCUAAAAGUUUUCUUAGUUCUCUUAUUGAACUUGGCUGGCCAUAAUAUCAACCACUGCUCUUACCUUCCUCAUGCCAGUCCAGAUUUCACAAACUUGAGCUCACUUGAUCUAGUAUCAUCACUUAAGAAACUCAAUCUAAAGGGUCAUUUUGAUUUAGACAAUACUCGUCGUGUAGCAAAAGACUUUGGUAACAGAUACCAUUUCCUUCCAAUGGCAGUUCUGUUACCAAAGACAGUCUCUGACAUCUCUACAACAAUCAAACAUGUUUUCAACAUGGGCCAUAACCCGGAGCUAACUAUUACAGCAAGAGGCCAUGGUCACUCGCUUCAAGGCCAAUCACAAAAUCAUGGUGGUAUUGUCAUCAACAUGGAAUCACUAGAAGAACCAAAGAUGCAUGUUAAGGCGGGGGAGCUACCCUAUGUAGAUGUUUCAGGGGGUGAACUGUGGAUAAACAUUCUGCAUGAGACCCUAAAACACGGACUAGCGCCUAAGUCAUGGACCGACUACCUUCAUUUGACCGUCGGGGGAACCCUAUCAAAUGCUGGGAUCAGUGGACAGGCAUUCAGACAUGGACCUCAGAUAAAUAAUGUCUAUCAACUGGAAGUUGUCACGGGAAAGGGAGAUAUAGUGAACUGUUCAGAAAAGCAAAACGCCGACCUUUUUUACGGCGUUCUUGGAGGACUAGGACAAUUUGGCAUCAUCACUAGGGCUAGAAUCUCUUUGGAACCGGCUCCCAAAAUGGUUAAAUGGAAUAGAGUGCUUUACUCAGAUUUCAACUUAUUUACCAAGGAUCAAGAACAGCUAAUAUCAUCAGAUAAUACAUUUGAUUAUAUUGAAGGAUUUGUCAUAAUUAACAGGACAGGACUUGUUAAUAAUUGGAGAUCUACCUUCAGUCCGAAAGAACCACUGCAAGCAAGUCAAUUCAGCUCUGAAGGGAAAACGCUCUAUUGCCUUGAAAUGGCCAAGUACUUUAAUCCUGAAGAUGCGAACAUUAUAAACCAGAAAGUAGAAUAUAUUUUGUCGAAGUUAAACUAUAUCCCCUACACAGUUUUCCAGUCAGAAGUAUCAUAUGUGGAUUUCUUAAAUAGAGUUCACAUAUCGGAAAUAAAGCUCCGAGAGAAGGGAUUAUGGGAUGUUCCUCAUCCCUGGUUAAAUCUCCUUGUUCCUAAAAGUAAGAUAUAUAAUUUUGCAGAAGAAGUAUUUGGUAAUAUCCUCACAGACACAAGCAAUGGUCCGAUCCUCAUCUAUCCAGUCAACCAAUCAAGAUGGAAUGACAAGACAUCUUUGGUGACCCCAGCAGAAGAUGUUUUCUACCUUAUAGCAAUUCUAACAUCUGCAUUGCCAUCUUCAUCUGGAUCAGACGGACUUGAAAAUAUAUUAACCAAGAAUAAAGGUAUACUCGAUUUCUGUGAGAAGGCUAAGCUUGGGGUAAAGCAAUAUCUUCCACAUUAUAACACUCAGGAUCAUUGGCGAGCUCAUUUUGGGCCUAAAUGGGAUGUAUUCGCAAGAAGGAAAUCAACCUAUGACCCUCUAUCAAUUCUCACGCCAGGACAAAGAAUCUUCUACAAAGGGAGAGCUCUUUCAUGAUAUUUACAUCAUCACAAGAACCUGAUUCAAAUAGGACGACCCAAAAACCAUUAAGACAGAAGCAUUGAAGUAAAGUCUGUAAGUAGACAAUCUACAUAACCGGCACAUCUUCUAGCACCCUAUUAUUUAGGGGUUCACAAAGGAGUACAGCAUUCAUUGAUGUACAUUCUAGUAUUUUCCUCUACACUGCUUUCAAUACAAUUUUGAACAAGACACUCA